AUGAGCACAGGAAAGUAUACUAAUCACCAUUCACGGAUUUCGAAGAAAACUCGGCGGGUAAUUUUGCAUCAAACCAUCCGGGAGACUUCUUUCCCAGAUGAAGAAGAGGAUUAUUUAGAGAAAUUUAAAGAAUCAAUGAAAGUUGAAGGUAAUGGGGAGAAUGGUAAUGGUGAUUUGGAGGAAGUUGAUGCUCCGUUACCACAAGCUCCAUCACCCGAAGACGAUAUGUAUGGACCGACGGAGGAUUAUGAAGAGGUAACAAAAGAUGAUGUGACGGAAUCAUCAAACAGUAGUUCUUCAGGUGGUACUUCUUCCACAUCUUCCGAUUCAGAUGAUUCCGGUGACGGGUCUGAUUCAAGUGAAUCAGAGCUGGAAUCUGAACCAGGUGAUCUUGAGACACAAAUGAAACAAUCAAUAAAUAGCAUUAUUAAAUCUCCUCGUACGAAGAAAAAGUCGAUUACAACAGACGGGAAAAAAUCUAAUGGCAUAGCGGGACCUAUUUCUUUAGCCGCAUUAUUGGGAGAUGGCGCCGAAGAACAAGACCAAUAUGACAGCGGCUCGUCUGAUAAUUCAGAUUAA
Molecule: messenger RNA, 579 nt
Organism: Funneliformis caledonium
Lineage: Eukaryota; Fungi; Glomeromycota; Glomeromycetes; Glomerales; Glomeraceae
Source: the annotation of a GenBank genome assembly